AUGUACCGCAUCUUGUUGUUGCUUUCUCUGUGUCUCUGCAUCCUGAGCGCCCCGAUUGACAAGAAACAAUCACUUGGAGUGAAUGAUCAAAUGGCACCAAGUCUAUCGGAACUGUUGAUAAAUGGCUGUCGACAUUAUCUAGAAGCUGUUCCUAUUAUAAAAAGUGGUCCACUAUACGAAGCUCUACUUGAUGCUACACGUCGCUUCGAACAAGCAUCGAAAAACCAAGUGCCUGCGAAUACUGCAGUUCCAAAAAUUGUAGGAAGGAAUGAUCAAACGGCACAACGUAUAUCGGAACUACUGAAAUAUGUUCAAAUUGCAACCUCUGAACCAAUUGACCUACGUUACUCAGUGACGGCACUUGCAGAAAUGGUUAUGGUAAUCACUCCGUGUAUUCUUGACGCUGUAUUACCACUACCGUAG
Messenger RNA from Halteromyces radiatus, 423 nucleotides. RefSeq lists its product as uncharacterized. Lineage: Eukaryota; Fungi; Mucoromycota; Mucoromycetes; Mucorales; Cunninghamellaceae. Bases 1 to 423 code for a protein of 140 amino acids. The record is from RefSeq and is a predicted model, not a curated record. The transcript has a single exon.